GUUCUGCGCUCUUUAUCCUGAACGCGCGCUCCCUUCUUCUGUUGACUUGCUGAAUCAGUUUUCUGGUCUUCCCAGUCGUUGAUAUCUUGUCAAGAAGUAUUGGCGGCAAGUGCUCGUCCAUUUGUCGCAAACCUAGUUCAUUCGCUUCACUCAUUCAUAGCGAUUCAACUUACUCUGGACUCACGACACGGGCCACUCGAGAUAUUCGAACUGCGCCAUCCAAUCCCCGGGAAACAGUAAGAUACUGGCUGAAUCUUGAUCUAUCGCGUAAACCGAACCCCCCCACCGCACCGGCUGUUGAACCAAAAUCGUGUAUCAUACUCUCGACCACCACAAGUCUACAACAUGUUCUUCCUUAAAGAAGAGGUCAAGGUUAUCACCUUGCACCCGUCCUACUUCGGGCCCAACAUGCGCGAGUAUCUCAUCAACCGGUUAAACGAGGAGGAAGAGGGACGUUGUACGGGCGACCAUUUCGUGAUCUGUGUGAUGGACAUGGUUGAUAUUGGCGAAGGACGGGUGCUCCCAGGCAGCGGACAGGCAGAAUAUACGAUCAAGUAUCGUGCAAUUAUCUGGAAGCCCUUCCGCGGAGAGACCGUCGAUGCGAUUGUUACGUCUGUCAAGCCCACGGGUAUCUUUACUUUGGCCGGUCCAUUGUCUGUUUUCAUUGCACGGAAAAACAUUCCUUCCGAUAUCAAAUGGGAACCGAACACAGUACCGCCGCAAUACACAGACCAUGCGGAUCAAGUCAUCGAGAAGGGGACCAGUUUACGGCUUAAGAUUCUCGGUGUGAAGCCCGACGUUGCGGCGAUCAAUGCCAUUGGAACAAUCAAGGAAGAUUACCUCGGGCACUAAAUGCACCUGAGAAGAAAAACGACGGGGGAGGGCAUAGGUUCUCCCAGGCCAGUGAGGAGGAUAGCUAUAUACCACGACCAGUUCUGGGACCUGAGUCUAAUAGUAUCUAGACUCCCGUUACUCCCUACUAUUUACAUAGCCAAGCA
Molecule: messenger RNA, 998 nt
Organism: Aspergillus piperis CBS 112811
Lineage: Eukaryota; Fungi; Ascomycota; Eurotiomycetes; Eurotiales; Aspergillaceae
Product: DNA-directed RNA polymerase II subunit RPB7
Exons: 5
Coding region: 346-852 (168 amino acids)
Biological process (GO): transcription initiation at RNA polymerase II promoter; positive regulation of translational initiation; positive regulation of nuclear-transcribed mRNA poly(A) tail shortening
Cellular component (GO): RNA polymerase II, core complex; P-body
Molecular function (GO): translation initiation factor binding; single-stranded DNA binding; single-stranded RNA binding
Source: RefSeq, a predicted model, not a curated record